CCACGUCAACGUAAUUGACAAUUUGACAGCUUGUGACUCGUUUUUGUGGUUCGUUGUGGUAUUUUCGAAAAAUAAUUAAAAAUGAUUACCGUACUGAACACUAUCGAUACCGGCCAUGAGGAUAUGAUACACGACGCUGAAUUGGAUUACUACGGCUUGAAAUUGGCAACCUGUUCUUCAGAUAAUUCUGUAAAAAUAUACGACAUCAAGAGCGGUACACAAACUCUAGCAGCAGACCUGAAGGGACAUUUCGGGCCUGUCUGGCAGGUAGCUUGGGCACAUCCCAAAUACGGUAACCUCCUAGCCUCGUGUUCGUACGACAGAAAGGUAAUCAUUUGGAAAGAAUCCGGGGAGUGGACGAAACUGUAUGAAUACACCGGACACGAGAGCUCAGUGAACUCCAUAGCGUGGGCGCCGGCUGAGUAUGGGCUCAUACUAGCGUGUUGCAGUUCCGACGGUUCAGUCUCAAUAAUAACUUACGCACAGGACACUGGCAACUGGGAGGUAAAGAAGAUUCCGGGCGCGCAUGCUAUAGGUGUCAACUCAAUCAGUUGGUGCCCAGCUAUCUCUGCUGAUUUAAACUUGGAUCCUCUUAGCAAUAAGGAAGCACCAAAGAGGAUUGUGACGGGCGGAUGUGAUAAUUUGAUAAAGAUAUGGAGGGAGCAAGGUGAACAGUGGGUAGAAGAAAACAGGUUGGAGAUGCACAUGGACUGGGUCAGAGAUGUGGCAUGGGCUCCAUCCCUCGGCCUCCAAAGGUCCAUGAUUGCCAGCUGCUCCCAAGACAAGAGGGUUGUCAUCUGGACCAGUGAUGACAAUGUCUCUUGGACACCAACUAUUCUGAACACUUUUGAUGAUGUGGUCUGGAGUGUGAGCUGGUCUCUCACUGGGAACAUCCUGGCAGUCGGAGGCGAUAAUAAAGUCAGUUUGUGGAGAGAGGGAACCGACGGCCAGUGGCUAUGCAUAAGUGAGGUGGCUAAAGGAUUGGGCCAAACUACAAAUGAUGAACCAAGCACCCUCUGAUUUUUAAAUUGAUUCUUUUUGUUUAUAUCUAAUGUUAAUAUGUACUUUGUAAUAAAUUGUAAUGCUAAUGUAAGAAAUAUGUUUUAAUCCAUA
Manduca sexta (tobacco hornworm) is the source of this 1113-nucleotide messenger RNA. RefSeq names its product protein SEC13 homolog (gene Sec13). Gene Ontology annotation, cellular component: COPII vesicle coat; nuclear pore outer ring. Gene Ontology annotation, biological process: protein import into nucleus; positive regulation of TOR signaling; COPII-coated vesicle budding. Gene Ontology annotation, molecular function: protein binding; structural molecule activity. The record is from RefSeq and is a predicted model, not a curated record. Lineage: Eukaryota; Metazoa; Arthropoda; Insecta; Lepidoptera; Sphingidae.